This is a messenger RNA of Aspergillus fumigatus Af293, 816 nucleotides long. Its product is annotated as rhamnogalacturonan acetylesterase RgaE. The transcript has a single exon. The record is from RefSeq and is a predicted model, not a curated record. NCBI's taxonomy places the organism in Eukaryota, Fungi, Ascomycota, Eurotiomycetes, Eurotiales, Aspergillaceae. Bases 1 to 816 code for a protein of 271 amino acids. Gene Ontology annotation, molecular function: hydrolase activity, acting on ester bonds.
AUGAAAUGCUUCGCUUUUCUAUCCGCGCUUGCCCUCUUUCCCGGCACCUUGAGUGCAACCAUCUACAUGGCGGGUGAUUCGACCAUGGCCAAGGGCGGGGGCGGAUCUGGCACUGACGGUAAGUCUCAAGGCAAGAGCCCAUUUGCAAGGUACAUCUAUAACGCUCUCGUAAAAACAGGAUGGGGUCUACACAUUGCCCCCUUCGUCUCCGGCACAGUAUCGAACCAAGCAGUUGCCGGCCGCAGUGCUCGCUCGUAUACCCGCGAACAACGUUUCCAGGCCAUCGCAGAUGUCCUGAAGCCAGGCGACUAUGUAGUCAUCGAAUUCGGGCACAACGACGGCGGCAGCCUCCGCACCGAUAAUGGUCGUACAGACUGUCCCGGAUCGGGCGACGAGACCUGCACUACCACUUUCAAUGGUGUCACGGAAACGGUGUUCACCUUCCCCAAGUACUUACAGGAUGCGGCGAAGAUGUUUCAGUCCAAGCAAGCCAAGGUGGUGAUAUCCAGUCAGACGCCCAACAAUCCGUGGGAGACCGGCACCUUUUCCUAUACUCCGUCGCGUUUCGUCGAGCUCGCCAAAUUGGCUGCACAGAGAGCUGGUGUGGAUUAUGUGGACCACGGCGCCUAUGUGGCCGAUAUGUACAAAUCUCUAGGCAAGACGACCGUUGACUCAUUUUUCCCAAAUGACCACACCCAUACCAGCUCUACAGGAGCUGAAGUAGUUGCACAAGCUUUCCUCAAAGCUGUAGUGUGCAGCGGCGCUCGUUUGAAGGAGGUCUUGACAACAACGAAUUUCCCGGGCAAAUGCCUGUAA